Messenger RNA from Topomyia yanbarensis, 6791 nucleotides. It is a transcript of the gene larp, whose product is annotated as la-related protein 1. Lineage: Eukaryota; Metazoa; Arthropoda; Insecta; Diptera; Culicidae. The coding region runs from base 1270 to 5772 and encodes 1500 amino acids. The record is from RefSeq and is a predicted model, not a curated record. Gene Ontology annotation, biological process: positive regulation of translation; mRNA stabilization. Gene Ontology annotation, molecular function: RNA cap binding. The transcript is spliced from 9 exons. Gene Ontology annotation, cellular component: cytoplasmic stress granule; cytosol.
CCGUGUUCUGUCUUUAACAUUUCGGCUCUCGGGCAACAAAACGUGGUUUUAGAGCAACAAAAUAUUUAUUUUGCUCGAUUCGUGAAAAUUAGUUUUCGUACUGCGUAGAACUUUAGCUCGUUCGAUGCUGGACUAGUGCGGGAAUCGCGGUGUGAUAAAGUGCUCAAGAAUCGGUCAAGUGCGUUUACGCCAGGAACGAUUUAAGUUUUGUAUCCCUGUACAGGUUCGAUUUGGUCGUUCGAAUCGUCUGGCAGAACAGAAAGCAGUGUUUUCUUGUUCUUUUCGUUAGCUCUUUUCGCAAUUCAUCGACACUGCUCUAACAGCAUAGUCGAGAGUGACUGUGGGCAGGAAGAAUAAACGGACAGAAAUAACAAGAACUUCCUUCGGAAGAACCAUCCGCAAGGGAAGAGAAAACGGAAGGCUUUUCCUGUUCUAUGGAAGUGCAGUUUUCAUCAUUUGCGAAAAUCAGCGCUAUUGGUAAAAAGUGUGUGGCUAAAGUGAAAGUCUAGUUUUCGAUAUUUUGAAGGAUUGCUACUACCAGUCGGAUUCUGUUUCAUUUUGUCCGUACAUUAGCCUGUUUAGAAAUCAUCCAACAUAAAGAACAAGAUUAUGUCAUCAGGAUUCUUGUCAUAGUGAAACAGAAAAACAACUGAGUGCUACGAAAAGUAAAAAUACCCUUUUACCGUAUUACUCCAAGUGAGGUUUUUUCUGUUUCAAAUCCGACCGGUCAUUUUCUUAAUAGAGAGCCUAAUGAUGGCCAAUUCCGGAACGGCUGCCAGGUGCUCCUCUUCUGAGCAAUAAGCCAAAAGAGCGAGUGAGAUAGCAAGCCACAGUACUGGCUAACAUGGAGCGAAAAGGUCGAUAAAGUAGUCGCCCUGCAUUAGUGCAAGAGAGUACGCAACAGCUCUUCGUCUUCGUUGUGUAGUUUGCCGGAACGCUUCAUUGUUCACUUUCCUGCCUGCGCCGGUUUUGACAGUUUUGGCAGUGUAGAAGAGAACGAGAGACGAGUUUCUGCUCUUUCAGCUUCUUUUCGUUUUGUUUUUAUUUGCUGCACAGCAGGCUUCAAGAGUGUAUUCUACGCCUGCACAUUUAAAUCACCAGUGAGGAAAUAUAUCGGGUAAGGAACGACCGGACGGACGGUUUACUCCAACCUGAGGACGAUUCUUGCCAGCUAGGCUUUGAAGUAUUGCAUUGCUAAGUAGAACGACCUGCUUAGUUGAACGGACACUGUCGUGGAAAGGAUACCGGCAACGGCUAUUCGACUCCAAAAUGGCAACGCACGUUUCAGAGGAGAGUGGUGCAGCCAAUAAUAACAAUAACACUACUAGCUCCGCUCCCAGUUCAGGCUCAUCUUACGCAAAUGUCCUCCUAAAUAUAAAAGAACAGAACCAGAAAGAGCAGCAAAAUGACAAUAACAAGGAAAACAUUCGUAGAGAGAAACCUACCACAGGUAUAACGCCAGGUGGAGCAAGUGGUUCAUCCAAAGCUUCCGAUGGUCCUAGCAAAGAUAGCGGAGGAAAUAUUAUAGCAACAACUGGAGCAGCCGGUGGAGAUGAUCUGGAAGAUGAUGCUAGUUUUGUCCCGGUAGUUUCCCACAAUAAACGCGAUCGUCGCUACAGACAGAAAGUAGCUGCAGCAGCUGCUGCUUCAAAAUCGGGAGACCAGCAACAACAUCAAGGUGGUGAUAAACCAAUAUUGUCAAAAACGUCUCGACGAUCGGGUGGUAAAGCUGGUGUUAUAGCGAAGGAUACUAUCGAAGGUAGUAGCGGUGGUCCUCCCAAGAAGGAAGGGAAAAGAAAAUCUGGCGAACGAAAACGUAUCCGCGGACGGGGCGAGGUGGAUAAAGAGGAAAAGCUUCCCGAGAAGGAUUAUCUGGGUGAUACGAGUACUUCUACCAAAGUCAGCAGUGAAGAUGGUUCGGACAAGGAAGUACCGAAAAAGUUUGUCGAAGCACCGUUGCCAAAAGUCAAUGCCUGGAAGGUAACUCCCGUCGUCGAACCAAUGCCCAUCCCAUCCGGUGACAGUCGUCCAUCGAAAUCCUCAAACGAACCCAGUACAACAACGGCAGCCGUAGUUGUAGCAUCAUCAUCCAAUGCACUUCCAUCAGAAGUGUCCGGUCAAAAGCCGUUAUCGCAGCCCUCGUCGGAAAAACGUGUCCUACAACCCAAACAGCAGCAAACAAAAGCCCAAUCACAACAACCCAGAGCUAGUGCUCCCCCGAAAUCGACUGUCGAGGGUUCGAAAGUAACUUCACAACAACUUAAAGAAAAGAAGCGACCUAGUCAAAAGUCUAAUAACCUAACCAGUAAUUCUGACUGGCCAACACUAGACAGCCGGCCGAAGGCCAGUGAACCGAGAAAACAGACCGCCGUUCAGGUUGCCGAAAGUUCCUCGUCGACCGCAACAUCAGCACCCGGAGAGUCAGAAAAACCAAUCGUAGCUAAACCCAGUGAAGCUGUUGCUAUUCAAACUCCACGAACGGAUGGACCACCUGUAGUCAAACUUUCGCCUUCUGUACCGACUGACGUAACCACAGAAGAAACGACCACGACCCUGCAACCAGUUCCUGCCAAACAAUCGUCCUCCGAGGAAGAUUUUAAUCGACCAAAGAGCGCUGAUUCCAGUGAUCCAGCUAAUGGUGCUAAUAGUCGUGGUAAAGGACCCCGACCGAAGUGGGUACCAUUACCAAUCGAUAUACCGAAGCAACGUGCUCGUCGAGAACGAACUCCCAGACGACGUCGGUUCGAUGAUUAUGAUGAAGGCGGCAGUUGGCACCAGGAACGAUCUUCACUACCACGAUCCAGCCGCAUACGAACUGGACGAGGGGGUGGACCUCCCCCGUCUUAUCGAGGUGGUCGUGGAGGAAGAAUUUCACGAGGUGGCAUUAGCAGAAGAGGACUAUCUUCGACGCGCGGUGGCGCAAGACACGGCGACAGGGAAAGUUUACCAUUUGCGAAUGGUGGCGAUUUUUCAAAAGAAUUCAACGGCUUUGGACAAGUUAUUGGAAAAGACCAAGCGGCGUUCAUGAUGCCUUACCUAAGCACCUUCUACUACAAUGGCGCGCCACUUAUUGGAAUGGAUCAGCUAAGUAUCAAGGAAUGCAUCAAGAAACAGAUUGAAUACUACUUUAGUGAAGAAAAUCUGAAACGAGACUUUUACCUUCGACGCAAAAUGGACCCAGAGGGCUACCUUCCGGUAACGCUGAUUGCUUCGUUCCAUCGGGUACAAGCCCUCACGCUAGACCUGAACACCAUCAUCACGGCAAUUCAGGAGUCCGAAGAGCUAGAGCUUACCGACGACUACAAGGUUCGUACCAAAACCGAUCCGACCAAGUGGCCAAUAGAUCCGGCGGACGUCGGAAGCAACCACUAUGGUUCCAAUGUAUCUGCCCCUGCUUUCGUAUCGUCUGGGCCCCAGACUGAAGACAAACGAUAUGUGGGCCAGAUAGCGUCCAAGAUUCUCUCAAGUAUUCCACCUCCGCCAUUGGCACGGAGCAUUCGUAGUCAAGUUGCACAACAACCCGCCAUCAAUACGGUUCCUACCUUAGCCACUUCGGCUGUUCCAACGGUACCAACGUUAUCAAAGACAUCAGAACCGGAGAAUUUGAAUCCUAACGUGCCGGAAUUUAUUCCGACGUUGUCUCUUCGUAAGCAAUCAGUCGGAAAUGUAACCCCAGUCCAGCCAGCAGGAAUAAUACCGGAUCAGCUCAGUAAACCAUCGGAGGAAAAAGAAAACAUUGCUCAGGACACUCAGAUUCCAAAAAACGCGCAAGGGAAAUCUAACUCUAAAGAGAGUGACACCGAUAAGCUUUCCACCACGGAAGCACCCGUUGUCACUGAAGAAGCCGAACUGUGGAAGGAAGUUAAGCGUCGAUCACGCUCUGCCCAGCCUCAUCAGGCCAAACAACAGCAACAGACUACGGAGGGUAACACAAUCAAACAAGAACUUCCAAAAAAAGAUGAUAAGCAGCCAAUGCCUAGUAAGGUGGGUGCUCUUCCACAGGACUCGGCUAAAUCGACAGCUGCUACAGCUGCCACACGGCCAUCCCAUCCAAACGAAGAACGGGAGGAGUUAGAUUUCCAGUUUGACGAAGAACUAGACAUCCCACGAGGGGUUGGUCGUGUGAACCAUUUCACGGACAAUUGGUCUGAAGACGAGGACGAAUCCGACUACGAACUUUCGGAUCACGAAAUUAAUAAAUUGCUUAUUGUAACGCAGGUUGGCAAUCGAGCACCGAAGCACGAUGGGUACGAUCGAACGGGUGAUUUUACAACGCGUACUAAAAUCACCCAAGACCUCGAACAGAUUAUCAAUGAUGGACUACACAACUACGAAGAAGACUUGCUGACAAUCAAUUGCCGGCGUGGGGGAAGUAACUACAGAACCAUUAACCUGAUCUCUCAGGCAGAGUUUGACAAAAUCAUCCCAAAGCCGCCAAAAGUGACGCAAGAAGUACCACCUCCACCGCCACCGACAUUUAUCGAAUCGGACGACUAUCUCAAUGCAAGCACAACUAGUGCCAUACAUCGACACAAGGCACGUUUCUUUGCUGUUAACAAGGAUGAAUUUGUUGAUCCGAUCACUCCGCGAAAGCGUAAGACGAGGCAUUUGAACAAUCCACCGGUCGAAAGUCAUGUCGGUUGGGUUAUGGACGCUGUUGAACAUCGACCCCGUACCACCAGCAUGGGUAGUUCCACUGGAACAUCCCCUACCGCAUCCAGUUACGGUUCGCUGCCACAAAGUUUGCCGACAUUUCAACAUCCUUCGCACUCGUUGCUUAAAGAAAACGGAUUUACACAGCAGGUCUACCACAAAUAUCAUAGUCGUUGUUUGAAGGAACGCAAACGAAUGGGUCCCGGUCAGUCACAGGAGAUGAACACACUUUUCCGAUUCUGGUCAUUCUUCUUACGCGAGAACUUCAACAAAACAAUGUAUGCUGAGUUCCGUCAGGUUGCCCUGGAGGAUUCAUCGGAAGGCUUCCGGUAUGGUUUGGAAUGUUUGUUCCGGUUCUACUCGUACGGUUUGGAGAAAAAAUUCCGAUCGCAACUUUACGAAGACUUUCAGCAGGAAACGAUUAGAGACUACGAAAAUGGACAACUCUACGGUCUGGAAAAGUUCUGGGCUUUUCUCAAGUACUACAAGAAUGCGCCUAAACUGAGCGUCGAUCCGCUGUUGAAAGAAUAUCUGGACAAGUUCAAAUCGAUCGAAGACUUCCGCGUGCUGGAGCCGCAGAUAAACGAAAUGCUUGAAGGAGUGGGCAAUCUGAAAUCUUCGCCAUCGAAGCGAAGACCUCGGAGUGUGUCGGAAAGUGAAGGCGUCGCCGUCGUUGCUGGACCGAGCAAUAUCAAACGGGCCCAUCACGCGGGGGGCGGUGCUGGAACAUCAGGAACAGGAGCAGGAUAUUCUGGCGGCUACAAUCAGUCGCAGUAUUAUCGAAAGAGGUGUGAUUCCGCUGGCAAUCGAAUGGUAGACGGUACGAACCGCCCAGGUCCUUCAGGUUCUCGCACCCGUACCGGGUCCAUCGGUGACAGUACAAGUAAACAUUCCGGUGGUCGUCCCCGGAGCGGAUCAACCGGCAACAAAGUGGUACGCGUGACGAAUGAUCAACGAUUUUCGUUCAACCGAGCUGGUCAAUCAUUCGGAUCGGUUAAACCGCAGCAGCAACAACAGCAGAAAGGACAUAGCAGUAGUGCAAAAGCAGUUGACAGCUCAGCAGCAUCAUCAUCAUCGACAGCGGGUGCUGUAGCAUCAACCAGUGAGAAACCUUCGUAAGUGGCGUUUCAAACAAAUUCAGCUACAGAUGGAUUAGAAAUUAAAUCUGUAAAGUAAAUCACUAACUUUGUGUUGCUUUCGUGUACACAUCGUUAUGUAAUCGUCGGCAUAUUGCGCAUAUUUUUUCGGUCUUAUAUUUUUGAUGACUUGAAAUUGAUCAGUUUUUUUUACUGUGUAGAAACUAUUGAUAUUUGUUCCUUCGUUACUCUCGGGCAAUAUUUGAGUGAGGACACUACACUGCAACGUUGACGGCAGUAAUAGUGUAUUGCUCUGGUCCGAUAUAAUGAACAAGCUUCGAACGUAGCUAACGAGAACAGACACAGCACACACACACAUCAAAUUACUCGAACUUACCAUUUGCAAAAGAGGAAUAUUUACUGCCAGUGCCCUUCUCUCGUUGGAAUUUAUAUACAUGUAUGCCGACCUCGAAGAAAAUAACGCGGUUAGACAGAUUGCAGGAAGACAAGAAGAGUUUGAAUUCGCUUCGCUUUAGCUCUGCUGCUCCUUGUUUGAACAUGUUUUUCUGUUUCCUUAAAAGUUUCAUUUUAAUCGUACAUUCUAUCGUGGAUAGCAUAUUACAAGUUAAUAAAAGUAAAAAAAAGGAGCUAGUUCUUGUGCACACAAACAUGCAUUACAUUUACAUAGACACACAGCCAAGCCUAUAUUUUAAUCGACAACAGUGCGGGGAAAGUAACAAAUUAUAACAAAUUGAUUACAAUAGUGGAAAAAGGAUAGCUAUAAACAUACAAAAUACAGCGCGGGGCGCGAAGCUUCUCUGUGUAAGAAAAGUCUCCCACAUUGCCUCGAAAAAUAUACAAAACUAACCCACAUUUUUACAGACAAAGCAUUAAAACAGAAACGAAGAAACAGAUCCACGCUUUCCGAACGGAUUUUUGAUCAUUUUCCUCCUAACGCUGUAAUUGCCUUAAGUUUCAGAGAGUUGUUUGUUGAUUACAAAAAAAUAGUAAUAAUUAAGGAGAACAGAAUAAAACAUGGUUAAAAAUGAACUAUUUAUAAGC